Molecule: messenger RNA, 5593 nt
Organism: Sardina pilchardus (European sardine)
Lineage: Eukaryota; Metazoa; Chordata; Actinopteri; Clupeiformes; Clupeidae
Gene: spef2
Product: sperm flagellar 2
Exons: 38
Coding region: 92-5533 (1813 amino acids)
Biological process (GO): sperm axoneme assembly
Cellular component (GO): manchette; sperm midpiece
Molecular function (GO): protein binding
Source: RefSeq, a predicted model, not a curated record
UGUGUACCAUUUGGUUAAGAUAUCGUGCUAGCCAGAAAAGUAAUGGAAAGCCAUAUCAAUCAGUAGAUUUUAGUGGUUUAUCUUGGACAAUAUGUCUGAUAUAUUGUGCCGAUGGCUGAACUCAGAGCUUCGGCUGUCAAAAGUCGUGGAGCAGUCCACUAUUCACAUGGAUUUUUCAAAUGGGUAUUUGAUCGGUGAAGUUUUGCAUAAGUAUGAACUUCAGAAUGAUUUCGACCAGUUCUCAAAGAGCAGCUCAUCAAAUGCUAAGCUUAACAACUUCACAAGGAUGGAACCCACACUUCACCUGCUUGGGGUGCCCUUUGACCUGGCCCUGGCAAAGGCAGUCAUGCAGGGCCAGCCUGGGGCAGCCACACGGCUCCUGUACCAGCUCUUCAUCCUGCUGCAGAAGAAGAAGAAGGCAGGGCUCACUGGCACGGCAAUGGAGACCAUGCAGCCGGCCGCCACUGCCCGCCUGCACCGGGUAGAGAAUGACAUCUACACCGAGCGUCUCAAAAUGGUGGUCAAGAGAGAGGCAGAGCUCAAGAUGCAGCUGAUAAGCCAGCGGUACGAGACGAAAGCGCAGGACAUGUACAACAAGUCAGUCAUGGCGGAACUGGUGGAGGACCAGAAACGGCGGCAGGAACAGGAGCAGCUGAGACUUCAGGAUAUAGAGAAGCACAGACUGGCCCGCAAGAAACAGCAGGAGAUCAUGAGUCGCAUUCUGACGGCCAGCAUCCAGAUUCCUAAGCCCCCGCCAAACCGCACGCUGAAAGCCUUGGAGAGGCAACGCCACCAGAGGAAACAGGUGGAGGCCAAGAAUGUUCAUCUGGAAAUUGCCCAGUUUGAGAAGAGCAUGAAGGGACUGUCUGCUCCAGGACUGAGUGAUGCAGAGGUGGCAUUCGACUGCAGCAUGGACACGGGCCAGGUGUCACUGCAUCACACCCUGAGCCCAGACGAGAUGGUCAAGGCCAACGCGGAGUACGUCCAGAAGAUCCGCCAGCGCCUGGAGGAGGACACGGCGGCCCGCGAGCAGCGGGAGAAGCGGCGGCGCCGGGUUCUGGUGGAACAGCUUCGGGCCCACGAGGCCCAGGAGGAGGCGCUGCGCGAGGAGCAGCUGGUGGAGCGGCUGAUGCGCCAGUCCCAGCAGGAGAAGCGGCUGGCCGUGCAGCUCAUGCAGGCGCGCCAGCAGAAGGAGGUGCUUCGCCAGAACCGCGUCCUCCGCGAGAGGCAGUACCAGGACCAGCGCCAGAGGGACUUCCAGGAGGCGCUGGACAGGGAGGCGGCUCUAGCCAGGCAGACCAGACUGGAGCAGACAGAGGAGGCCCAGAAGGAGAUUGAAUUGCAUGAUAGGAUUGCAGCAGAGCGGGCCCAGGCACAGUACAGGAAGCACUAUGACUUCUGCAAAGAGGUUCUGGAGCAAGUAGUGGACCUGGCCACCAAAGCUGGGGAGUAUCGCUUCUUCACUACAAACGUCAUCCCCGCUAAGAUGAUGCGAGAGUGGAAGGAGCUGUUCUUUAGUGGGAAGCCCCUGUAUGAGCAGGCCUGUGUGGACCCAGCGCCAGCAGAACCCACCCCAGAGCAGCUCAUAGAGUUAGAGAAGGAGGCGCUGCUCAGUAGGCAGGACUAUGAUGAGUAUGUGAGCAUGACAGGGGACUGGGCUUGUCCUGAGGAGGGAGAUCCAAAGAGCCCACCAUCCAACAACGAUAUCCUUGGACACAUAGUGCACCGGCUGCAGAACAUUGUGAACCCCCCCAAACCCAGGACCCCGCCACCCCUGUUUCCUGGCUUCUCCCUGAAAGCCUGUGUCCUCGGAAAAGUUCUCUCUGGGAAGACGACUUGCCUGUCCAAAAUUGCACAAGUCCAUGGCAUCCAUGUCCUCUCAGCUACAGUUUUGAUUGAAGAGGCCCUCGCUGCAUUUCAAGCAGGCGAAACAGAAGUAGUCGAGAAGAGAGAGUGUGAGGCUCUAGAGGGUAUCCAUUCCCCUGAUAAGGACGCCGAUGAGUCAGAGAGAGAAAGUGAGAAAGAGGAGGCGCUCGCGUCACAUGAAGAUGCUACACCGCCAGGUGAGGAUCCUAAGCAGGAAGGAACUCUAGAGACAGAGGUCACACCUCCGUUGUCCAUGAGAGCGCAGCAUGGAGCCGCAGUGGAGAGAGUCCUGAAGGAAGGCCGGGCGGUCCCCAAUGGGCUUCUGGUGGACAUCAUUGUCAAUGCCAUUAGGCAUGUUCCAGCAGGGUGUGGCUGGAUUUUGGAUGGGUUCCCUGUGGACGUGGCUCAGGCCAAGCUCCUGGAGAAAGCCCUGAGUGGCUCGGACCCCGACAAGCCCAGCGCGAAGAGCAGCAAGGCCACCCUGGCCGUGGACAAGAACGUGCCUCAGGAGGCGCCCCCCUCCCCCAGAGCCCUGGACCUGGUCGUCCUCCUGGAGGUGGCGGAUGACGUUGUCCUCGACCGCGCUGCUAAGCAGGCCAUAGUUAAGGAGCAGAGCACUGCCCAGGUGAAGGACGAUGACCAAACACCUGACGGAGAGGUGCCUGCUACUCAGCAAGACACAACUGCACAGGCCGUCAGAAGCUCCUCAAAACUUAACCUGAAGGGAAAACAGCUCCAGCACUGGAUAACAGGGUUCCAGGACACCUGGCCCAAACUGGAGAAGUGGUUUUCAGGGAGGCAGAAUGUUCUGGUAAAGAUCAGUGCUCAAGCAGAUGAAGAGACAGUCUUCAAAAGAGUUGAAGAAAUUCUCCAAGACACCAUAAUUAUCACUGAGAAAGAUGGGAUUGCUGCUCAAUCGGAGUCGGUCUCCUCUGUGGCUGAACCACCUCUGUCCCUGACCACCCCCGCUGCCUCCACAUCUGCUCUGGCCCUCGAGGGCCUGACCGCCCAGCGCUCCUGCUCCAAGUCCAUGACCCAGUCCCCCAGAGCAUCACACAGUCAAAUAGAGGGAUCCAAAGAAAAAAAAUCAACUCACUCCAUCGAGGGGAGGGACUCACGCCGUCAACUAUCUGGAAAACCCUCUGGAAAACUCUCUGGAAGUGGCCUGGCCCAAGCCAGAAGGUCAUCAGUGUCUUCAUCCUUCGAGCAUGCUCUCGGGCAGAGCAACAGUCCAGACUCAGCUGUUCCAGGGUCAGACAACUGGGUGUACGUGGACGAGCCUUUGGCUAAGGAGGUCUCUGAGUAUCUGGUUCCCUACUGGGACAACGUGUGUGAUUCCUAUGUGACAAACGUGAAGGCGGUGAUGCAGAACUUGCGCAGGGAGAGAAACCUGAUAAUCCAUCACCUGCACAGUGUGAGCGAUGAUUUUAAGCAGUACCUGAAGCGUCCCGACCUGAAGCAGGAGUUUGUGUGCCAGUGGCAGCAGGACUACAACAGCAUCCCAGACGACAUGAGGGAGGACGAGGAGACCCAGGCAGAGCUGCACCAGCGCUUGGAUGACCUGCGCGAGCGUCUGUGGGACAUCUGCGACCGGAAGAAGGAGGAGGCGGAGCAGGAGCGGGCGGCGCUGACGGGCGACGGCUGGCUGGAGGACCACGCCGCGCUGCUCCACAACCACUUCUACUCGCUCAUGCAGGUGGAGGUGGACCGUUUCCAGGACACGCUGCGUCUCUUGCGGGACUACUACUACAGCAUGGGUGGGACCGUGCUGCCGGAGGCACCUGCGGACUUCACCUGCAUCCCCCUGCUGGACAUCGUGGAGGACGAGGAGGCCAACGCUGGAGAAAAAUCCAGAAGCAGCCCCCCUGGCUCAGCGAUCCCCGACAGAGCCAGCAAAAGUGGCGGGAAAAAGGACUCAGAUGGACCAGAGGAGAAGAAAACCAAAAUCGUCCCCCUGAUUGCAAGGAGGCCCCUCACUGCAGACUCAGCAAAGCUGGGGGCCUCGUCACAAUCCGAGGAGAAGCUGGUCAAUGACACGUACCAGGCUGCCCUGACGGCCGUAAACAACCUGAUGCAGGCGGAGCUGCAGCAGCAGGAGGCGGAGGAGAGCCGAGACCAGCAGGUGCUGGAGCGGGAGCGUCAGCUCUGCAUGUCCCAGGCCUCCGCCGCCCCCAACUCUGCCAAGGACAAGAAGAAGGGAGCAGCAGGAGCAGGAGCAGCCAAGAAGAAAGGUGCGUCCCCAGCCCAGGAGCCCAGUCCUCCACUUGUGCUUGACCUGCAGGAGACCCGCAGGGUGGCCGUCAGGACCAAGAUCAGGCAGGAGUACCUGGCAGCGCUGGAGCACGAAGAUCGUGCGGUGAAGCAGCGUCUGGAGCUGGUCAAGCGGCAGGCUGUGGAGACGGUGCUGAGCCUGCAGACCCGCGCUGACCGCACCUUCAGCACCCUGGAGGACUGGCUGGGCGCUCGCUUCCUGGCCGAGAUGGGCAGCAUCGAUCAGCUGGCAGAGGUGGCGCGCCACCACAUCGAAUCGGCCACCAAAGUCCCUCAGGAGCUGGUGCUGGUGUGCACCGACUUCUUUGUGGAUGGGGACCUGCGCGUGCUGGCCAGCCCCAGCCCUCCCCCGAGGCCCCCCCCACAGGAGAUGCCCGUGGACACCACCCUCACCAUCCUCCAGCUGCAGGCCUUCUACAGCCAGCUGCUCAAGGUCGCCCCCUCAGGAAUGCUGCCCAGUAAUGAAUUCUCAGAGAUCCUAAAGGAGCUGACAUCGAUGAACAUGGGGGACAACGACCUGCCAGACACCUGGAUGAACAUCUCAGAGUUUCAGAUCCUGGACCUGGUGAGCGUCCUGUCUCAGGACUCGGAGAUGCUGGACUGGCGCCUGUUCCUGCUGAGCGCCGCGCUGCCCUGGCCCAUGCCCACCAAGCAGCACCUGCUCCAGGUGCUCGACCGCUUCCGGGCCGCCGACCCCCAACACACGGGCUUCAUCACAGAAGACCAGUACCUGCAGAUGGAGCUGUGGUUUACAAACGAUGACACUUUAACAACUCCCGAUGACCCCUCUGAACCGUUGCCAUAUGACAGGCUGGCGAACCUAAAGAAGUUUUUCUUCACGCUGUUUGCGGAGCCCGACUCGCCUGCGGUCCGUCUGGACUACAUGGACAUGCUGCUGUACAUGGCCGCCCACCGAGACGCCGUCCAGGGCUUCGUCCGAGCCCUCAGCCUGGUCACUGGACAGCCUCUGCACUACCAGUCCCACUCCAGCCCACUGCUCAAGUCGGUGCUGUGCAUAGGAGAGGAGGCGGAGGAGGUGGCUGAGGAGGUGGCCGAGGCGGAGGAGGAGGAGGAGAGGCCUGAGGAUGCUGGCGGGGAGGGGGUGACCAUUGCGGCCCUGCUGGACGUGGUCUGCCACAGACACAGCAAAACCUCCUGCCACAACCCCUUUCAGCCGAACCUCAGGAGCAAGGAGGAGUACAAGGAGGAAUUCAUUAAGAUCUACAAGGGUCUGGGCUUUGGGCCGGAGGAGAAGGCUCCGUUCUCAAUUCUGACCCAGGUGCCCUGGAUACAGAACCUGAUGGAGAACGCUCCACAGUACCAACUCCCUGAUAUCCAUAGGAUCCUGUAUGCCCAGCAGAGCAGGAGGGAGGCCUUGGGCUUCAGCAUGGCAUAAGCUACACCAUCCAAAUGGAAGUACCCACUGUAUCUCAGCAAUAAACUGGCUUGUUCUUUA